AAGCAUUCAAGAGUCAUACAUUCAAAUUCAUUGCAACAAUGUCGCCGGUACCCGCGUCGCCGGCGCCAUCGGCCAAGCCGCGCCAGUCUGUGCGCAUGAAGCGCAUGAAGUUGAUUCUCCAGAAGGCACUGGAUGUGUCAGUCCACACUGCGUCGCUUGUGGACCUGCGUGCGUGUCUGGAGAGCGAAUGUCGCGGCGACGAGGAGCUAUUGGCUGCUUUCUUCCCGCCUCCGACCCCCGAGAGCCCGGAACUCCAUAAUACCGAGGAAGUGGCUGCUCAGGCAGUGCUGAGCUUACGACAGAAGGUAGAAACGCUAUUUGAGUGGCUGUGCGAGACCCACGACGUGGACACGGAGCUGCUGGAGCUCGAGGACGGCAUCAAACAAGCCGAACAACGACGACUACGUCAAGAAGAGAGAAAGCAGAAAGAUCAGGACGAGAAGAAACAAGAGGAUAAGGAAGAGCAACCGGAGCAGGAACAGGUGUCACCUGAAGCUCGAAUUCGAGCCGAACGGCUCCUAGCCAAGCAGGAAGAGCAGAAGGAGCUCGAGGCUCUAGUAGAGACAUUGGAAGCCAAGAACAAGGAGCUACAGAAAGUAGUAGAGGAGAAACGACGCAUAGCUACUGCCGACGUACAGCGGAUGCAGCGUGCAGCCAUCCAACUGGAAGAGGCAAGCCACCUCGCCAAGGACUAUGCCUCUGCUCCCUAAUUUUGUUUAACGAAUCUGGAAUAUCUAGUAUUUUAUGUUUAUUUUGGUCGAGUAACUGUAAUUUUUCUGCUAGAACUAGUGGGACUGGAAAAAGUUCUGCGCUGCAUCUUGUAGGACCUGACGGGACAUGGCC
This is a messenger RNA of Phytophthora nicotianae INRA-310, 843 nucleotides long. RefSeq lists its product as hypothetical. Lineage: Eukaryota; Oomycota; Peronosporomycetes; Peronosporales; Peronosporaceae. Gene Ontology annotation, cellular component: MIS12/MIND type complex. The transcript has a single exon. The record is from RefSeq and is a predicted model, not a curated record. Bases 39 to 710 code for a protein of 223 amino acids.